Molecule: messenger RNA, 809 nt
Organism: Ooceraea biroi (clonal raider ant)
Lineage: Eukaryota; Metazoa; Arthropoda; Insecta; Hymenoptera; Formicidae
Cellular component (GO): BLOC-1 complex
Source: RefSeq, a predicted model, not a curated record
CUUUUUAACAAAUCUCAAACAUUUUUCGUAGAUGAAGAGUCUUGCUACUUUGAAUCAGAUAUAUAUAUAUAUAUAUUGUUUGCUAAUUAAAAUAAUUGAUAAUAAUGACUUGCAAGCACAAAACGUCAAUAAUAGACCUAACCUCAAAUUGACAGUUCGUAUAUCGUAAACAUAACAUGUACAUACAAUAAUUUAGUGCAUCCUUGGGAAAUUGCAUUUUAGAAGUAUUUCAAAGUACGUGUACAUUUUUAGUCUACUGAUAUGGAAAUUCUGUAAACUGUCAGAAGAUGGAUUUGAAAGCUACAGUCGUUUCUGGGGAAGCUCCAGAGUCUGAUGAUGAUGCGUCAAGUAUUGUUGCAGGUCUAGGAUUUCUUACAAUGCAAACACCAUCAACUUAUUGCGGUACCAUUAUCUCGGGUGAAGCACCAGAAUCUGACGAUGAUCUAACAAGUUUGAGCAGCAUUAGUGGAGCUGUAGAUGUCAUGGCAUGUCCUCCUUACACAGAUUUCAAAAUACCAAAAUCUAAAAAAAGUUCUAUCAAGUAUAACAGUUUGCUUCACAAGAAAUUACAUGAGUGCAAUGAAACUCUGGACAGAGAUAUUCUGCAAAUGACCGAGGGCACAAUCACAACCAGCAUACAAGAACUGUCGACUGUUAAUCGACAACUGCUGAGAAGUGAACUGAUAUUACAAGAGGCUGGCUGUCAGUUACGUAAUGCGUCUAGUCGAGUGAGGGAUGCCUCCAACACUCUGCGCCAACUUAUAAACGACAACUUCUUGCAUUCUAUUAAAACUUAAUUCCUAAAAUUA